CCCCUUUUAAUAUGCAUCAAAUAUAUGAUAAUGUAACUCUAUAUAUUGCAUAAGACUUCUAGGCAACUAGAUGCAUCUUUUUUCAAUUGAUGAACGGGAAGAACAUAUAGUUAUCCUCCCAUAGACCCAUUUAGAUUAUUUGUUAAUUAGUUAUGUAAAGUAUGAAAUUGAUUAAUACUACUUUAAAAUAAAAUACACACAUUUUAUUAAAUGAUAGGAAUAUUCUGAAGAUAUGUAGAAUAUUAUAGAAAAAAAUAUUGUACCUAUUAAACUAAAACAUGCCUUUGCUAUAUCACGGCAGAUUAAACUACUAUUAACGAAAUUAUUUGAAAGUUAUCUUUUAAAGAUUGAACUCAAUGGAGUAGUUGAAAGCUUUUGUAAAACGUAAACCUAAUCCUAAAUAAGAUAUAACCUACUUUGUAGUCGAAGAAUCUAGUGAGCUUCCCCAGUUUGUUAUCCAAAAUUCUAUUAAAAACACAUCAUGUGUACUGUGAAUACAGCCAAACUCAUGCUUUCUGCAUUAUUAAUCAUUGGUCAUAAAUCGUAAUUCAGGUAUAUCAUCCGACGAUAUUCUUUUUGUUUUACUUAAUAUUUAUGUGUUUAAUUAACAAAUAUGUAAUAAUGUAUUAAUGUAUUAAACUAAGCAAUAAGAUAACCGGAAAUGCAUUAAGUCAUAAACGAGAAACGACGAAAAAAAAUGUUUUGAAGACCAAGUAGUAUAGAGCCCACCAUUUAGCUGUCGAUAUCUAAGGAUAUCCCCGGACUUGGUUAUUUAUAAAUUAAUUUAGAGAGAUGAUUGUAAUUUGUGACAUAAGUGUUGACAUUUUAUCCACUAUCUAUCAUGUUCUAUAUAAACAUCCGAAUUCAUCUCCCCAAUUCCCUCACUUCUCACAAGACUUCCAACAAACAAAACUAACUAAUCUUCUUGAUUAAGAUUAAUCUCAUUUAAGACGUUUAAGUUAAUAACAAAAAUAAAAUGGAAGCUAUGGGAGAAUGGAGCAACAACCUCGGAGGAAUGUACACCUAUGCAACCGAAGAAACCGAUUUCAUGAACCAGCUCCUUGCUUCCUACGAUCAUCCUGGCACUGGCUCAUCCUCAGGCACAGCCGGCGGAGACCAACAGGGCUUAUAUUGGAGCCUUGGUUCCAAUCACAAUCACCUUACCGUCAUGCCUGAAGCCAGUAGCUUCGGUUUCUCUGGGGAGAGCAGCAGCUACAGCGUUGGGAACAGAGGAUACUACGCAGUAGUACCACCCGCGGUUGAAGAAAAUAACCAUGGGUCAAUGGGCUUUAGGAUGGAAGAUGUGACCAUCAACACCAACUCAUAUCUUGUUGGUGAGGAGACAAGUGAGUGUGACGUUGAGAAAUACUCAUCUGGAAAGACUCUUUUACCAUUGGAAACUGUCGUGGAGAAUCACGAUGACGGGGAGAGUAUGUUGCAAUCCGAGACUACUACUGACCAUCAUAGAUCUCUCACCGGUUCUAAGAAGAGAUCACGUGCGACAUCUACUGAUAAAAACAAGAGAUCAAAAGUGGGUAAGAGGGGCCAAAAAGGCAUAGAGAUGACUUGUGAUAACAACAAUAGAGGAGAAGAGGAAGAAGGAGAGAAGGUGAAAAGAAGAAAGAGUGGGGCUAUGAUGAGUAGACAGAACUCGAGCACCACAUUCUGUUCCGAGGAAGAAUCACAGUGCCCUUCUCAGGACGUAGGAGGAGAAGAGGACGAAGAUGCCUCCAAGGCCCUCAACCUCAACGGCAAGACCAGGGCCAGUCGUGGUGCUGCCACCGACCCUCAAAGCCUCUACGCAAGGGUAAAUAUUUUUUAUUUUGAUAAAAGUCAAAAGGUUUAGGGUUUUUAAUUAUAUUUUCUUUUUAUUUGGGGGAAUACAAAAACGUGACUAAACCAUAAUCUUUCUUUGGUCGUGCAGAAAAGAAGAGAAAGGAUUAACGAGAGACUAAGGAUUUUGCAAAACCUCGUCCCUAAUGGAACAAAGGUAAAAAGAAAUCAUGCAAACGAUUAACACAUGCAGAUGAUAUAUAUGAAUCUUUGCAUGCCUCUGUUUCAGAACAAACGUCAAUAAAACUCUAAGCAUCUAUAAUUUCUUAAAUAUGUAUCAGGUUGAUAUCAGUACAAUGCUUGAAGAAGCAGUUCAUUACGUCAAGUUUCUGCAGCUUCAAAUUAAGGUACGGAAGGGUUUUGAUUUUAACGUUUUACGUGUAGAUUCAUGUGUUACAUGAAAAUGAUCUAAUUUUAAAAAAUAUUUUGUAAUUACGCAGUUAUUAAGCUCUGAUGAUCAAUGGAUGUAUGCGCCGAUUGCUUUCAACGGAAUGGACAUUGGCCUUAACUUACCGAGAUGAUACACGGAUCUUUUGAUUUUAGUCGGAGUAUUUUAAUAUACGCCGAUGUUCAAUGUGAGAGAAAUGGAGAGUCACAUUCGAUUUUUGUAUAUUACAUUCUAAUUUUAUAUUCCAUUUUUCAAUAAACAUUUGAGCCAUUCUUUUAAAAUUUUAGAUGUUGAUGUUCUUGGUAGCUGACUCUAUACCAUAAUCAAUUCAAUCUGGUUGUCCUCGUUAUAAUUUUACCCUAUAAUUUAAGCAUAUGAUUCAACGUACGAACACCAUUUAUUCAACGGUGUUGUCUCAUUGAUAGUAACUGUAUAAUAAUUAUAUAAAAUACUAACAAAUAGAACCAUAAACUAAAUUUUGUUUUAGAAAAAGUAGAAAAAACAAUUGGAGUGAUAAUAAAAAGAAACCGAAGUUAGGUAUUAUUUAACUUUUUUGGGAAUCUGUAUUAUUUAACUAUGUUCUAUUAACUCUACAAAAUUGUUUUUCUUCAACAAGAAAGUAACUAAAUAUUUUGUAUACCUUUUUUUUUUUGAACUGAAUAUUUUGUAUACUUGAAAACAAAUGCAACUAGAAAUAGACAUUUCUCAUACUUCAUGCUGGAGAUGUGUAAGAUUUAAUAUUGAGGCAGUUUUCUUUUUAUCUAUUUUUAUCAUCUGACGUUAAAUUCACCCGAGAGAAAAAUAUAACGGAAGAUGCUUAAGCCAUGAAAAACCUAUCAUUUGAUAAAUUCAAAAAAAAAAACUAUCAUUUGAUUUCUUAAAAUAUUUAUUUUUGAUCGUUUGUCACCACUUUGUUAGUUCUAGUUAGGCCUAGGCUUUUUUUGCCCCAAUCCGAACUACUUACCUAAACUCCAACCGAAAAACCGAAACUGGAUCCGAACUGUUAUACAAAAAUAUCUAACGAUAUUUUGAGGUUUGGUUAUAAUUAGAACCGAACCAAAAUCUAAACUAUGAUCUGAAGAUAUCCAAAAUUAGUUAAAUAUGUUAAUGUUUUUAUAUAUGUUAAGGUAAUUUAAAUAUUUUAGAAUAUUUAAAAUAUUUUGUAGUUUGUUUUAUUUAUUAUUUUGAAUACUUUUAAUUAAUUUAAAUAGUUUAAUUAAUUUCUAAUUAGAUUUGUGAAUAAAUUUUUAUAUUUUAGAAAUUAUUUUGUCCAUAUUGGAAGUUUAAAUAUAUAUAUUUUUUGACGAUUUCAAACAUUGAUUACAGUCCGACCCGAACUGAAUCCCGAAUGAACCGAACCCAAUCUGAUAAUUAGUAAAAUCUGAACGGGACUUAUGAACAUAACACCGAAAAUUUAAAAAUCCAAAUCAACCGAACCAAAACCGACGGAGCCUCCAAACGCCCAUGUCUAGUUCUAGAAGAUUGAGAUGCAAAAUAUUUGUAUCGGAUUUUGUAUAUUGCUUAGUAAUGAACUUCACGUACUUAUUUUUAAGAAAAUGAAUUAAAACCUACUUUACAAAAUUAGUUGUGUGAAAGCCAGAUGCUCAUAAGAUCGUUGCAACAAGGACAUGACGAAUUAGCAGCUAUGGACAUGACUAAGCAGUCGAAUGUUAUAGUAUAUAAAUAUUUUACAGCCAAAUAUAUGGUAUUGUGUUGUGUUAAGAACUUCGGCCGCAACAUGUUUCAUUCUCACACGUAUUCAUGAAGAAGACCAAUUCAUAGUUCGUGUAUCGUUUAAGACUUCUUACAAUGGAAUAUUUGAAUACUGGUUCUACGCAUUUCUACAUUCUGGUUUUUUAAUUAAAUAUAGUUUUCCCAUGCAAUAGAUGUGUUUAAACCCUCGUAUCAUAUAUAUAAAAUUAACAACUAUUCCUUAAACCUUUUUUAAAAAAUCAGAUAUUCCCUAAGAACAGCAUAUCCCUUUUCCACUCUAUAAUAUUAUCAGCAAUCAAUCUUAUUCAGGCAAUCAAUAUCUGAUACUUGAUUUUAAAAUAUGCUUAAUUCGAUGACAAAAAAAAACUCUACUUAAUUCAUAUUCUUUAGAAAGAUUACAACUGUUUUAUUUUUGCCAACUAUUAUAACUACUAGGGGCAUUGUCCGCGUGCAAGCGCGAAGUUGUGGAACAUAAUUCUUGUUUCAUCUCAAUAUAGCGUUAUUGUAGCCGUGAAUUUUGUGUUUAUGAUUGAUCAUUAUUUUUAAGUUUUUUUUAUUGUUAUAGGGUUAGAGUUGUGAUGAUGAACUGUGUAUGCACUGUUCUCCACUCAUAAAUGACUAAACUGUGUUAGGAAUGUGAUUGAUAUAAUUUGUGGUGUUGCUUGCUG
This is a messenger RNA of Brassica napus (rape), 4602 nucleotides long. RefSeq names its product transcription factor RSL2-like. The coding region runs from base 977 to 1846 and encodes 289 amino acids. The record is from RefSeq and is a predicted model, not a curated record. The transcript is spliced from 2 exons. Lineage: Eukaryota; Viridiplantae; Streptophyta; Magnoliopsida; Brassicales; Brassicaceae.